Dujonia railenensis is the source of this 1659-nucleotide messenger RNA. The record is from the annotation of a GenBank genome assembly. NCBI's taxonomy places the organism in Eukaryota, Fungi, Ascomycota, Pichiomycetes, Serinales, Debaryomycetaceae.
AUGAGCAAAAGCGCAUUCGUUCCAAGCGAUCUACUCAACUAUGAGGAUCUAAAUGAUCUUAACUUUGCAGAAGAUCCAUUUGAUCACUAUUUCAAAUCAUUGCUAAGUCCAAAGUCGACUUUCUACUCCUUCGAGGGUCCAGACAAAAUAAUUGAUUUGUCUGUUGAAAGUACAAAUAAUUCCAACUUUAGCUCCGAAACCUUGAACGGUGAUGAGAUUUCAACUUCUGUACCUUCCUUUGAUCCAAACAUCAAGUAUUCAGAUUUGAAAAUCUUCCAGGAUAAGCAAUUUAAUAUCAGUUGGGAUGAAUCCACUGUCAAUUUUGAUAGUGAUCAAACUGCAGAUCAUGUUCCCUGCUUCAAUGAAAAUAAAUCUGAAGUUGAAGAAACUUCACACCAACAUUUCUUCAAGUUCCUCGAAGCAGAGACUGGCAUAGAAUUCAACGAUCUCAUUCCAAAGGCACAGGUAGAAAGUGUUUCUGAUUUUACGAAACCACUUAAAGGAGAAUCUGAGGCUCAAGGCUUCCAAAAUGAACUAGAACUAGAUUUUACCGACUUUGAGUUCACUGCUUUUCCAGGAAUGGAGGAUAUUUUUAACUUUUCGAAGAGCCAGGCUGAUGUUGACGAAUCUACCCUUUGCAGUAACUUUCCAGUCGAUUUUCCCAGUAUCGGUUCCAAUAUUAAUAAUUUGUGGAACUAUCCUACUGGAAGUGGUGAUUUACUUGACGAACGUUUUACAAUGGAGCACGAACCAGCUUUGGAAAGAGAAGGUAAUUUGAAGCGGGAGCCUGAGAUUGAGCUGACUAGAUUUUGUGCUGGAGUAGCAAGUACUCCCUCUGUAUUACCACCAGCAGAUCCAAUCCCGAAUGCAAUUAAAAGGUCACCAAACCAGAGCCAUUCUCCUCCAAAGAGAAUGCAUGCAAUUGGUAAAGUUAAGCUGCGCCGUGGUAGCUACAAUGAACAAAAAAGAAUUCCUUUAGAUUACUCAAAAGUUAAGCUUGACAACUUGAUCGUACAAACAAACAAUCUUAGAAACUUUGCAUACGUCAAACCUCCUAUGCCAAUUGAAGAAUUGGUCAGAAAUAAGGUAAUUAGAUUUAAAACUAGUGAUAAUAAUCGUAUCACUCAAAUCAAGAGAACAAGGUACAUUCGGAGCGAUCUUUCGAGCCUUGCCUCAUUGUAUCACAAUGUUCGAUAUGAGAAAAAUCCUUGUUUUGGAUUAGAUCGGCCAUACGAGCCUGAAUUUAUCAGCUAUGAAGUCGAUACUACAACUGAACUUCCUUUUAAUGAAACAAGAUGUGGAUUGUGUCCCUACUGCCCUGACUUAAAGUUUAGGAACUUUAAGACAUCAACCUACUCGCAGCAUCUAGCGUUAUGGCAUGGAAUCCACACCGAUAAUUAUUUGACACCUAACCCUUCGCAUUACGGGGUUUACAAGCUCUCGAAGGACAAGAAUAUCGAAAAAAGAAAAACAGUCGCUCACUUGGCAAGUAAGAAUGGAGUCGUAUGCCCAGUUUGCCAUGAUAUUAUUGAAACAGAGUGCUCAAAAUCAACAUUGGACAAGCCAUUGAGUGGCUACCUCAGACACUUUAGAGAUCACCACAGAAGAUCUAAUUUUAAGUGGGAUCCUUACCAGUACUUCACAAUCACUGUAGAGUGA